GCGAGUCAGUCCGUAAAAUAAAAACCCCAGUUGUCAAGUUUGAGUAACGUUUGAGACGGGGAGAAUUUUCUCCUUCCCUCUCACAUUCUUCUUCCAUCAAUAAUGUCCCACUUCUCACUUUCCAUGUGAUUUUAACUCCCCUUCUUUUAUUUCCUCCUCUGUUUUCUCUCUCCUCCAAUUUCCCAAUUACUCCUCUUCAUCAUCAAUUCCAGGUACCCUCUUUUACUCACCAUUUUUAUUAACAUUUAUUUUAAUUCAAUUUCACUAAAAAUUGAGAAUUUCAUCUGGGGUUUCAAUUUUUUUAAAAAUUUAUCCAUACCCAUUUUGUUAAAUUCAUUUUUAUUUGCAGAAUUUGUUGAAUAAUCGAGGGAAAAUUACAGAAAUGAAAAAUACUUUGAAUGGGAGGAAAAGCAUAAUAAACAGGGGAACUCUGUUUUUAUGGGUGGCAUUAACAAUUGGGGUUUGUUUUGUCACUUUAAUGUUGUUAAAAAAUCAACCUAAAAGAGUGGGUUAUAAUGAUCCGGGCCGGGCUGACCCGGUUAUUGAGAUGCCCGAGGAACGGAAAAAAGCCGAAGGCCCGAACCCGAGGUUUCAUGUAGCAGUCACGGCUACAGACACACCUUAUAGCAAAUGGCAAUGUAGGAUAAUGUACUAUUGGUAUAAGAGGGUUAAGGAUUUGCCCGGGUCAGAUAUGGGCGGGUUUACUCGGGUUUUGCAUUCGGGCCGGCCCGAUAAUUUGAUGGGGAAGAUCCCUUCUUUUGUUGUGGAUCCUCUCCCUCAUGGCCUUGACCAGGGAUAUGUUGUGCUGAAUAGACCUUGGGCAUUUGUGCAAUGGUUGGAAAAGGCAACAAUUGAGGAAGAAUAUGUCUUGAUGGCUGAACCAGACCAUAUAUUUCUUAGACCCUUGCCUAACCUAGCACACGGAAAAUUCCCGGCAGCAUACCCAUUUUUCUACAUCAGACCAGCUGAAAAUGAGAAGCUUAUCAGGAAGUUCUAUCCGAAAGGCUCCAUAUCAAAUGUGGAUCCAAUUGGAAACUCUCCUGUCAUAAUAACCAAGUCCUUGCUGAAGGAAAUCGCACCUACUUGGUUGAAUGUAUCAUUGCAAAUAAAGUACAAUCCUGAAGCAGAUCGCACUUUUGGUUGGGUGCAAGAAAUGUACGCGUAUGCCAUAGCUUCUGCAUUACAUGGUGUGAAGCAUAUUCUUCACAAAAAUUUCAUGGUACAGCCUCCAUGGGACAUCAAUCUUGGGAAAAGUUACAUCAUCCAUUUUACUUAUGGUUGCGAUUAUACCAUGAAGGGAAUCCUAACUUAUGGAAAAAUUGGUGAAUGGGGCUUUGACAAGAGAUUGUAUAUAAACAGUCCUCCACCGAAAAAUCUUACAUUGCCUCCUCCUGGAGUUCCUGAGACUGUGGUAAGACUAGUAAAGAUGGUAAAUGAAGCUACAGCCAAUAUUCCUGGUUGGGAAACCCUGUAAUCGAACGCCUGUGUUAUGAACAUAGCAUACAUAGAAAUUCUUAUACAAAGAAUAGGUCUUUUUGGUUUUUGAUGGGAUGUUUACUGAAUAUAAAUACAGAAAAUGUACCGAAAUACUCCAUAUUUUGACAAACAGAGAAGAAAACUACAGUAUAUUUUGUAGAGAGGGGAGUCUUCUUCCUAAUGACAUACAAAUUAUGUUAUACUUUUAACGGUUUUACCUCAACACGGAAGUAGAUGCUUGAAUUCAAUUAUGGAAGAUUAUAAAAAGAUUUACGCCGCCCUCCUUGGUUUCAAUGUGAGUAUUAGGUACUGCAUGUAUGAUCAUGGUACCUGUAAGUCUUAUCGUUGCAAUGGUUGGUUUUCGAUUUCAGGUUGAUA
This is a messenger RNA of Chenopodium quinoa (quinoa), 1854 nucleotides long. RefSeq names its product hydroxyproline O-arabinosyltransferase 3-like. Bases 383 to 1474 code for a protein of 363 amino acids. The record is from RefSeq and is a predicted model, not a curated record. NCBI's taxonomy places the organism in Eukaryota, Viridiplantae, Streptophyta, Magnoliopsida, Caryophyllales, Amaranthaceae. The transcript has 7 exons. Gene Ontology annotation, molecular function: glycosyltransferase activity.